AUGGCGGAUUCGGAUAACGAAUCAGGAGGUCACAACGCCGGCGGCGAGUUAUCGGCGAGGGAGCAGGACAGGUUCCUGCCGAUUGCAAACGUGAGCCGGAUCAUGAAGAAAGCGUUACCGGCAAACGCGAAGAUCUCGAAGGAUGCAAAGGAAACGGUGCAGGAGUGCGUAUCGGAGUUCAUCAGUUUCAUCACCGGGGAAGCAUCCGACAAGUGCCAAAGAGAGAAGAGGAAGACAAUCAACGGCGACGACUUGCUGUGGGCGAUGACGACGUUAGGGUUUGAAGAGUACGUGGAGCCUCUGAAGGUGUAUUUGGCAAAGUACAGGGAGAUAGAAGGGGAGAAGACGACGUUGGGAAGACAAGGCGAGAAGGAUGGGUCAUCUGGAGGUGGUGGUGAUGCGGCUGCUGGCGGUGGAGGGAGUGGUGGCGGUGUAAAUUCGGGUGGGUAUAAUGACGGCGGUGGAGGGAUGUAUGGAGGGAUGCAGAACAACAUGAUGAUGGGUCGCCACCACCACCAGAUGUACAAUUCGGGUUCUUAUCAUCAUCAAAUGGGUAUGGGGGUAGGGAGUCCAAAGGGCAGUUUGGGCAGAUCGGGCAGCAUCGGUGGUGGAGGUGGUGGAGCUUCCACUACGAAGCCUAGGUAG
This is a messenger RNA of Lactuca virosa, 645 nucleotides long. NCBI's taxonomy places the organism in Eukaryota, Viridiplantae, Streptophyta, Magnoliopsida, Asterales, Asteraceae. The record is from the annotation of a GenBank genome assembly.